GAGUUGCCACAAAAACAUGUUCUUUUCAUUUCCCUUAACCAAAGACAUUUACACCCUAAGGAGAAUAAGACAUAAAUAACUGUGAUACUGCAUCAAAGCCUGUUCAAGACUCUUCUGCUCUUCACUCACCAUGAAGAAGAUUACACAACCCUGUUUAACAGUCUUGCCAUGGCUGCUAUUCCUGUUCACUCCCAAAGGGUUUUGUAACCAGAGAGUUAAUUGCCAGUGGGGGCCCUAUGGUGACUGGUCAGAAUGUGACGGCUGCACCAAAUUACAGACAAGAAGCCGAACCAUGGCUGUCUAUGCACAGUUUGGAGGUAGCCCCUGUGAUGGAGGGCGGACUGAGACCAGGUCCUGUGAAACCACAAAAGGCUGCCCUCUUGAGGACGGAUGUGGAGACAGGUUUCGCUGUCGAUCAGGGAAGUGUAUUAGCCAGUCCCUGGUGUGUAAUGGAGAUCAAGAUUGUGAGGAAGAUGGACAUGAUGAGCGUGACUGUGGCAUUCAAAAAUACAUUGAAUGUCUAAACUCCGCACCUCCACCUAACAUUGAACUCCUUGGACAAGGGUUUGAUGUGGCGUCAGGGAAGUGGAGGGCCAGUGUCAUCAACACAAAGAGUUUUGGAGGUCAGUGUCGCACCAUCUACAGCGGCGUCCACAUGGCUCCAUAUCGACUGCCCCUCAGCACUAUCCAGUACAGCUUUCUGGUCAAAGCUCAGAAUGAUUUCAGUGAUGAGAUAUUCACCAGUAAAUGGCACUACGCAAAGGACAUUGUCAAGAGACAGAGUGUGACCGGAACAACAACAGGAUAUAACAACUACGACUUACGUGAAACAUAUGACAAGACUCAGACCCAGAGGCUUUUGGUUUUAAAGAAUGACAUAGAGGUAGCUCAGUUCCAGAGUAACUCCCCUCAGUAUCUCCCAAUAUCUGAGGAGUUUUGGAAGGCAAUGGCCAAACUCCCAUCUGUCUACGACUACUCCGCCUACAGAAAGGUUUUGGAGACAUUUGGAACACACUAUCUGUCUGAGGGAAGCCUCGGAGGCCUCCUCAAAGUCGUCGCCACGAUUGAUGAGGAAACUGAGAGAUGGAUGAGAACUGAAAGCUCCCAGUUUAAUGAAUGUGUAAGGACUGAACGUUGGAUUCUUAUAUUCUCCAUCACCUCCGAGGAUUGCAGGAGUGAUCAUUCUAGUAACACAGGCAACAGAGGUAGUACCAGGGACAAUGUAAUGAACAAAGUGUAUGUGGAUGGAGGAGGCCCCCAGUUUAUUGCAGCUCUGCAGUCCAUGCAGUUUGAUAAUCCCGAGAGGAACUGGGAAAUGUACUCAAACUGGGCUGAUUCUAUCACAUCAUUUCCAAAGGUCAUAAAACAAAAGCUGCGGCCGCUGUCGGAGCUGGUGAAGGAGGUUCAGUGUGCUGGGGUAAAGAAGCUCUACCUUCGCAGAGCCAUAGAGCAGUAUCUUGCUGAGAGUGACCCCUGCCACUGCCGGCCCUGCAGCAACAAUGGCUUGGCUGUCAUGGAUGGAAAUGAAUGCAAAUGCAUCUGUAAGCCUGGCACAUCAGGUCUGGCCUGUGAGCAGGGAACUGAAGCGGAGGGUCAGCAGGGUGUGAUUCAUGGUGGUUGGUCCUGCUGGUCUGCUUGGUCAUCUUGCUCUGGGGGUCGAAGGUCACGAAGUCGUUCCUGCUCUAAUCCCUCUCCUCAGAAUGGAGGACAGUCCUGUGUCGGAGAACCCGCUGAGACGUCUGACUGUGAAGACCAGGAGCUGCGAUACUUAAAGACCAUGGAGCCUCAGUGCUUUGACCAAACUCUCCCACCAAGUCAGAAGUGUGGAACCCCGCCUGUUCUAAUCAAUGGUUACAUCCUGAACCCUAAAGACAUUUACCUUGUGGGUAGCAGGGUCCAGUACACCUGCACCGAAGGUUUCUAUCUCGUUGGUCAGUCCAUCCUAGAAUGCACUGCUGAUCAAACCUGGUCUGCAAGCCCUGGACUGUGCACAGUCCUGACAUGCAAGAUUGAGUCCCUCGCUGAUGAUGUCAUAGCCUCUCCUUUAAAGCAGGCCUAUGGCAUAGGGGAGAUGGUCACCUUGUCCUGUCCAGAGGGCAGACGGCUACUAGGAGAAGCAACAAGUAUAUGUGACCCCAGUCUGAAUUUUUCACCAAACCCAGCAGACGUUAAAUGCAGCCCAGUCAGUAUACCACAACCACGCUCUGCUUCAGCGGUCCAAUGUAAACUGUGGCAGAAGUCUUCAAGAGGGAAAUGUGUCUGCAAAAUGCCUUUUGAGUGCAGUUCUUCUUUGGAGUUGUGUGCCACUAGUUCUGCAAGGAGUAGAAAAUCAGUCCUUCUGAGCGUGUGCAAAAUGCACGCACUGCAGUGUGUGGGGAAGAAAUAUGUGCUAGCAGAGGACAGCACCUGCCGGUGGCCACAGCGCAACACAACAGACUGCACCAGCUGUCACAUGUGGGAGACCUGCGAAGAUCAAACCAAAGAGUGCCGCUGCAAGGACUCUGCGGAUUGCUUGACCCCAGGAUUAAAUGUGUGCGUCCGUGUUGGAGAGGAUCCAACUGCAGCGGCUCAGACCAUGAGUGAGUGUGAGGCAGGACUACGGCGAUGUAAAGGAGAAAAGGUGUCAGUUGUCAACAUCCUGCCCUGCACUUCCUGAGGAUGCAGGAGGAGGGCUGACCUUAUCAUCACUUAUAGGUUAUACAUUCCUCAUAUUUUUUGACCAAAUGAAUAUUGUUUCAAAUAUCACCACUUAACACACUCUAAAGGCACAUUUUUAUGCAUGUAUAAAACAAAAUAAAACUGUAUUAACAACAAAUAAAUAGUGACGAACCAGU
Molecule: messenger RNA, 2834 nt
Organism: Lates calcarifer (barramundi perch)
Lineage: Eukaryota; Metazoa; Chordata; Actinopteri; Centropomidae
Gene: c7a
Product: complement component 7a
Biological process (GO): immune response
Cellular component (GO): membrane attack complex
Molecular function (GO): protein binding
Source: RefSeq, a predicted model, not a curated record